CGGAUUUGAGGACGUGUGGUGUUCGUUGGGCUCUAACGUCUCAUUUAUUGUUUGUCUGAGUAUCCUGUAAUCUCUAUCUUGUAAUCUCCUACUUUGUUUCAAAAGUUCUUACUUGUUUCUGUUUAAAAGUGCGCGGCUGGGGCUCCUUUGGGACUCAUCAAGAAGCAUCUCAAAUAUGUCUUACAUGAUUCAGCAUCUUCAUAAUGGUUGGCAGGUCGACCAGGCGAUCGUCAACGAGGAGGAUCGCGUCGUCGUCAUUCGUUUCGGUCACGACUGGGACCCGACGUGCAUGAAAAUGGACGAGAUACUCUACGGUAUAGCAGAGAAAGUGAAGAACUUUACAGUCGUGUAUCUCGUCGACAUCUCCGAGGUGCCAGACUUCAACAAAAUGUAUGAACUCUACGAUCCGUGCACGACCAUGUUUUUCUACCGAAACAAACACAUAAUGAUUGAUCUUGGUACGGGAAACAACAACAAGAUCAACUGGCCUAUUGAGGAUAAGCAAGAGAUGAUCGAUAUUUUAGAGACGAUCUAUAGAGGUGCCAGGAAAGGUCGCGGUCUGGUUGUCUCUCCCAAAGAUUAUUCAACAAAAUAUCGUUAUUAGUUUUGGUAUACUAGCAGAUUCGAAGCGGAUGUUAGACAAGGACAGAUUUGAUGGUUGACUUUCUCAGAUGUGUAGUAACAAGUUGGAUCUUAAAGAUGA
This is a messenger RNA of Corticium candelabrum, 703 nucleotides long. RefSeq names its product thioredoxin-like protein 4A. The transcript has 2 exons. Bases 176 to 604 code for a protein of 142 amino acids. Gene Ontology annotation, biological process: mRNA splicing, via spliceosome. The record is from RefSeq and is a predicted model, not a curated record. Gene Ontology annotation, cellular component: spliceosomal complex; U5 snRNP; U4/U6 x U5 tri-snRNP complex. Lineage: Eukaryota; Metazoa; Porifera; Homoscleromorpha; Homosclerophorida; Plakinidae.